UUUAGAUAAAGGUCCUUUUGAUGGCUGUCAAAGAUUGACAGUCCUGAGAAGGGCGAUGCCAUGUACACCAUGGGGAUAGUAGAAUUGCUACUUGAAUGUGUUGAAUUAUCAUAUAGAUCUGAGUCUGGUUCCAUUAGGCUUAGGGGAGACGUACACAAUGCACAUGGCUAUCAGUUUCUUGUUCAGUUUGCCCUGAAAUUAUCCAGCUUGCAAAAGGUUCAGGUUGCGCAGUCAGUCAGCUCAAUAUUGUCACAUGAAGAGUCAUUCGAAUUGGAUGAUCCAAAUGCAGCUGAAAGUUUGGGGCAGCUGGAAAGUCAAAGUGAUGCCUCAUCGCCGCAUCUUUCUCCUGCAUUGAUAAAGCUACUUGAUGUUCUUGUGAAUUUAGCACAAACAGGUCAUGUAGAACCUGCUGGUGGAAAAUCUUUAAAAUCUACUCAGUAAAGGCACAAACCACGGAAGUUGGACACCUUCUUUUGAUAGGCUUGGUGAUGAGGAGAAAGGUGAUUUCAAGGUUAAAGAUCUUGAAGCUAUACAGAUGCUUCAAGAUAUCUUUCUGAAGGCUGACAAUGUGGAACUGCAGGCAGAGGUGAUUUUCAUGUCAUCUUGACAAUUACAAGUUGUGUCAGCAACUGCGAACUUUGCCACUCUUCAUCCUUAACAUGGCAGGCAUUCCUUCAUCAUUACAGGAAAUUAUUCUCAAAAUAUUAGAACAUGCUGUGACUGUUGUAAACUGUAUUCCUGAACUAGAAUUGCUUUCACUUUGCUGCUUUUUGCAGCAACCAGUUACUGCAAGUCUGAAGCAUGCUGUCCUUGCUUUCUUUGUUAAGCUCCUGUCCUUCGAUCAGAAGUUUAAGAAAGUACUUAGGGAGGUCGGAGUUCUGGAGGUUCUACUGGAUGAUCUGAAACAGAACAAGUUUUUUUCUGGAGUGGGGCCAUAAAACAGGAUUUCCAUGGUUCAGAGACAAAAUCAAAUUUUAGCAGCUUCAGAAAACAUAUCGACAACAAAGAUAUCAUUCUUUCUUCAUCCAACCUAAGGGGUUCUAGUUCUGGCAAAUUUUCUGUAUUUGAACAUGAAGGGACUACAGCUGUAGCAUGGGAUUGUAUUUUUUCUUUGUUAAGGAGAUCUGAAUCUAACCAACAAUCAUUCCGAUCAUCCAAUGGGGCUCAUCCAGGAGAAUUAGGUGCACUUGUUGAGAUUCUCAAGAGUGGGAUGGUCACAAAUGUUUCUGGAUCUCAAUAUAAACUUCAAAAUGAUGCUAAAUGCGACAUAUUAGGUGCAAUAUGGCGUAUCCUUGGAGCAAAGUAUUCAACGUAGGGAGUUUUCGGGGAGGCCACAGGCUUUUCCCUACUGUUAAUCAUGUUACAUGGAUUUCAGAGCAGUGAGCAUAAAGACAUUCAAUCUUCCAUGAAAGUUUUUAGUUUUCUAAUGCGAGCUAUCACUGCUGGGGUAUGCAAUAAUGCUGUCAACCGAUUGAGACUCCAUGAAAUUAUGUCAUCCCAGACCUUUUAUGAGCUUCUUUCUGAGUCUGGUUUGCUGUGCAUGGAAUGUGAGAAACAAGUUGUCCAGUUGUUGUUCGAACUUGCACUUGAGACUGUUCUUCCACUGUCUUUUGUUCUUCAAGAAAAUGCUUCUUCCUCCAAUACGUUAAAGGAUGAGCCAAAUUCUUUUUUGACUGUUGCUCUUGGUUUGUCUAGGUUUGAUGGUGUGCGGAUAUACAAUGCUAGUGCAGUAGGCAUUCUUGUAAAAUCCUUGUUUCUUUUUACCCCAAAAGUGCAAUUGGAUAUUCUGAAAUUUAUUGAGAAGCUUGCUUGUGCUGGUCCAUUCAAUCAGGAAAAUUUGACUUCUGUUGGAUCUGUUGCACUUUUGCUGGAGACCAUAAGCCCAUUCCUUGAGGGCUCAUCUCUACUACUUACACAUGUUUUGCGAAUUGUGGAAGUUCUAGCAGCAUUCAGGCUGUCUUCUUCUGAACUUCGAGUUCUGGUGAGACAUAUUCUAUUACUAAAGUUGAAAAAUUCAGGUCAGCUUUUUGUUGAUAUGAUGGAGAAAUUAAUUCAAAUGGAAGAUAUCAGAUCGGAGGGUGUUUCUGUAGCUCCGUUUGUUGAGAUGGACAUGAGCAAAGUGGGUCAUGCAUCAAUCCAGGUGUCUUUAGGAGAAAGAACUUGGCCUCCAGCUGCCGGUUAUUCAUUUGUUUGUUGGUUUCAGUUUGGUAAUUUACUGAAAAGUGAAAUUAAAGAAUCAGUGCAAGUGUCCAGGAAUGGAUUUAGCAAAAGGAAUGCUUCUGAUGGACAGGUUUUGCGUAUUUUUUCUGUUGGUGCAAUGAAUGAUGGGGACGUACUAUAUGCAGAGCUCUUCCUCCAAGAAAAUGGUGUCUUAACUCUAGCAACAAGCAACUCUUGCUCGUUAUCAUUUCCUGGUGUAGAAAUGGAAGAAGGAAGGUGGCAUCACCUUGCAGUUGUCCAUAGUAAGCCUAAAGCAUUAGCAGGGUUAUUCCAAAAUAGUGUAGCAUAUCUGUAUGUCAAUGGAAAGCUGAUACACACAGGAAAGCUUGGCUACUCACUGUCUCCUGUUGGCAAAUCGUUGCAGGUUACUCUUGGUACACCACUUUCUCGUGCAAAAAUCAGUGAUCUAUCAUGGAAGCUUUGUUGCUGUUAUCUUUAUGAGGAGGUGCUCACUUCAGGUAAUAUUUUUUUCAUGUAUAUUCUUGGACGAGGAUAUAGGGGACUAUUCCAAGAUUCAGAUCUUCUAAGGUUUGUCCCAAACCAAGCAUGUGGUGGGGGUAGUAUAGCAAUGCUAGAUUCUGUGGAAGCUGAGUUGCCCAUAGCUUCGAGUUCCCAACGACUAGAUAGUUCUGGCAAACAGGGAACAACUAAUUCAGAUUGCAGUGGGAUUGUUUGGGAUUUGGAAAGAUUAACAAAUCUUUCUUUACAGAUUUCUGGCAAGAAGCCCAUCUUUGCUUUUGAUGGAACAUCCUCAGAAGCAUUAUGAGCUUCUGGAACAUUGUCCUUGCUCAAUCUUGUUGAUCCAACCUCAUCUGCUGCUUCUCCUAUGGGUGGUAUGUAAAGUACACGAAUUUAUGGGAGUAACCUCAUGGGAUAUGUGAAGCAACACAUGUUUCUUUUUUCAUCUCUCUCUCUCUUUCUUUCUUGCUCUCUUUCUCUCCCCAAUCUCUUUUGAGAAGUAACACUUGUUCAAUUUACAGGUAUACCACGCUAUGGUCGUCUUUCUGGAGAUAUUUACAUCUGCAAUAAAUUCAUGAUUGGAGAUAGCAUACGCUCCAUUGAUGGAAUCCCCAUUGUGCUUGUUCUUGUUAAAGCUUCUGAAACUAAGGAGAUGCUACACAUGGCACUGGGAUUACUUGCAUGUUGACUUCAGCAGUGUCCACAGAAUGUUAAGGACAUGCAAUCCUUGAGGGGAUAUCAUUUGCUCGCACUUAUUCUGCACCGCAGGAUGUCACUGUUUGACAUGCAUUCACUUGACAUUUUUUUUCAUAUAGCAGCAUGUGAAGCCUCCUUUACUGAACCAGUAAGGCUUCAAGCAAAAAUGGGCACUAGUUUCCCUGCUGGAACUUCCCCAGAAGCAAGUAUCGAGGAUCUUUCUUUGCCAAAAUUUUCGGAUGAUAUUUGUUCAGUUGAUUCACAUGGAGAUCUGGAUGAAUAUUCUGUUCAAAAGGAUUCAAUCAGUCAUUUUUCCGAACUUGAGAAUACUGGUUUGUCAGAAGCUAACUCAGACUGUAUUGUCCUUUCAAAUGCUGACAUGGUUGAGCAUGUCUUGUUAGACUGGACAUUGUGGGUUAGAGCCCCUGUUCCAAUUCAAAUUGCUCUUCUUGGAUUUCUUGAAUGUAUGGUGUCCAUGCACUGGUAUAGACAUCAUAACCUGACAAUCUUACAUCAUAUUAACCUGGUUCAGCAUUUACUAGUAACUCUGCAAUGUGGUGAUGUGGAAGUUGUUGUUUUAGAAAAGCUGGUAGUGUUGCUUGGCGUCAUUCUUGAGGAUGGUUUUUUAGCUUCUGAGUUAGAACUUGUUGUCAGAUUUGUUCUUAUGACAUUUGAUCCACCUGAAUUGACUCCACAAGAUCAAAUUGUUCGAGUGGGAAAGCAUGUUAUCGUGAGAAACAUGUUACUGGAGAUGCUUAUUGAUUUACAAGUAACUAUUAAUGCUGAAGAGUUGCUUGAGCAGUGGCAUAAGACUGUCUCAUCCAAGUUGAUUGCCUUUUUCCUUGAUGAAGCUGUACACCCGACCAGUAUGAGAUGGAUCAUGACUCUUCUGGGAGUUUGUCUUUCUUCUUCUCCUACAUUUUCUUUUAAGUUUCAGAGCAGCGGAAGCUACCAUGGGUUGUCACGUGUUCUUCCAAGUUUUCAUGAUUCUCCUGAAAUAUAUUAUAUCCUCUUCUGUUUGAUAUUUGGUAAGGCUGUCUAUCCAAGAGUACCCGAGGUCCGCAUGCUUGACUUCUUUUCCCUUUUGCCAAAUGAUGGUAAUUAUGGCGAGUUAAAAUUUUUAGACCUGUUAGAAAUAUUGAUUGCUAUGGCAAAGGCUACAUAUGAUAGAUUUAGUAUGCAAUCAAUGAUUGCUAAUCAAGAUGGUAAUAUGUCACAUUUCAAUGGUAGCUUAGUUGCAAAGCUUGUAGAGGCAACAACAGAUGUUGCAGGAGAUCUUCGGGGUGAAGCUUUAUUGCACAAGACAUAUGCCUCAUGUUUAAUGAGUGGGAUGACAGGAGCACCUAUUGCUGCAACUUCAAUUUUGCGGUUCAUGGUUGACUUGGCAAAAACAUGUCCACCAUUCUCUGCUGUGUGUAGGAGAACAGAGUUUCUUGAAAGCUGCGUUGAUCUAUAUUUUUCUUGUGUGAGGGCUUAUUGCGCAUUAAAAAUGGCCAAAAAUCUCACAACUGUUGCACCAGAGGAGAAGAACAUUGAUGUUGAUGCAAAGGAUUCUCAAAAUAUGUUCUGUAGCGAGCCUCUAGAGAAUGUGCAGUCUGUGAAAAUUUCCGUGAGCACUAGAAGCUUUCCUCAUGAGCAAAAAACUAUUAGCUCUGGAGAUAUACAAGGUUCACCUAAUUAUCCUUUGGGCAAUGCUGAUGUAAUGCAAGGGUCACCUAAUUAUCCUUCAGGUGAUGCUGAAGUAGGAGGUGAUGCAACAAAUUUAAAUCCAAAAAUAUCUGUUAGUGGAGAAGGUGGCGAAACUGAGACCGAGAGUCUUGAUGAACAAAGUUUUAGGCAUGUAUCUCUUACUUCUAAUGUGCCUGAUAUUGAGCACCUUGAUUCCAAUGGAACUCAAAUUCCCAUUCAGCCAACUGAUUCACUCAGCUCUGCCUCUAUGAGUGUGCCUUGUUCUUUAGCCCUGUCUGAGAGAUCAAACCUGAAAGAUGCAGCAACACCUAGUACAUCUCCCAUUCCUGCUUUAACUUCAUGGAUUGGCAACACUAGUAGUGAAAGUGAUGCAAAAGCAAAAUUAACUGCUGCUCCAUCCUUGAGAUCGUUUUCUUUAAAUGAGUUUGAUUCAUCUCCUGAUAUAAGAACUUUGCAUGAAUCAUCUGCCACAAGCAUGUUCUUUCUGAUAAACCCAAAGCUAUUACUUGAAAUUGAUAAUUCAGGCUAUGGAGGUGGUCCUUGUUCUGCAGGAGCUGCUGCCACAUUAGAUUUUAUUGCUGAAGUUCUUGCUGAUGUUGUCUCAGAACAGUUGAAAGCAACCCAGUCUGUAGAGAAUAUAUUAGAGUCUGUUCCACUAUAUGUCGAUGUUGAGUCUACUUUAGUUUUUCAGGGAUUGUGUUUAAGUAGAUUGAUGAACUUUCUGGAGAGGCGCCUCUUGCAUGAUGAUGAAGAAGAUGAUAAGAAGCUUGAUAAGAAUUGUUGGUCUGUAAAUUUAGAUUCUCUUUGCUGGAUGAUCGUUGAUCACUUAUAUAUGGGAUCUUUUCCUGAGCCAGUUGGGGUAAUUAGAACUUUGGAGUUUGUGUUGUCAAUGUUACAACUUGCUAACAAAGAUGGUCACGUGGAAGAUGCAGUACCUGCAGGAAAAGGAAUAUUGUCCAUAGCCAGGGGAGGCAAGCAACUUGAGGCAUAUAUCAAUGCCAUCUUGAAAAAUGCAAAUCACAUUAUAAUGUACUACUUCUUACCUUCAUUCUUGAAGUCCAUUGGUGAAGAUGACCUGCUUUUGAGUUUAGGCUUUCAAUCUCAGACAGGCAAGGGCUUACCUUUCAAAGAACUGCAAGAUGAAUCAUCAGUUGAUAUAUGCAUGAUUUUGCAGCUGUUAAUUGCUAACAAGCAACUGAUACUCUGCCAUAGCAAUCUUGAUACUUAUCUGAUUUGUUGUCUGUGUGUAAAUUUAAUUGCUAUUCUCCAUGACAAGAGAUCAGCUGCUCAAAAUCUGGCAGUGGACAUCAUCAAGUACUUAUUAGUGCGUCGUCAUUCAGCACUUGAAGACUUACUUGUUUCGAAGCCAAACCAAGGGCAUACUUUGGAUGUUUUGCAUGGUGGUCUGGAUAAGUUAUUAACAGGAAGGCCUUCUUCAUUUUUUUACUGGCUUCAGAGCUCUGAGCAAACUAUCAACAAAGUCUUGGAACAAUGUUCAUCUAUUAUGUGGCUGCAAUAUGUAGCUGGCUUGGCAAAGUUUCCAAGGGUCAGAAUAAUGGGAAUGGAAGGUUGUCGUAAGGGGAAAAUUAGUAGGAAAGCACAGGAAGCUACAAAGUUAGAUAUAAAACACUGGGAACAAAUAUAUGAGUGAAGAUAUGCACUCAAGUCUAGUCAAGAUCUAAUGUCUACUGAGCUAAGAUCUAUUCGUCAGGAUAAAUAUGGUUGGGUUCUUCAUGCUGAAAGUGAGUGGCAAACUCAGCUUCAACAACUUGUUCAUGAAAGAGGGAUUUUUCCUAUACUGCAUGCCUCUGUAGAACCUGAAUGGAAGCUCUGUCCAAUUGAAGGACCAUAUCGGAUGCGUAAAAAGCUUGAACGUUGCAAACUAAAAAUUGAUACAAUUUGUAAUAUCCUUGCCAGAGAUUUUAUGCUGAAAAAUCCAAAGGUGGUUACAGAAAAACAUGAAAAUGAUGCACAUACAUCUGGAUCCGAAUCAGAUUCGUGUUUUAAUUUAUCAUCAAAUGAUGCUCAGGAAAAGGGCUAUGAUGGUGGUGACCAUGAAGAGACCUUAUUUAAAGAAGAAAGUUCUAAAAUCGAAAGCUUAUCAUCUGCUCAGAUUGGGUGGAAUGAUAAUGGUCAUGGUAGUAUGCAUGAACCAAGUGUUCACUUUGCCAUGGAGUUUGGCAUCAGGUCAAGUUCCUUCUCUGUUCAGAUAGCAGAGGGCACAAAAUCUGAAUUGGGCUCUCCAAGGCAGUUGUCUUUUGAGGUUGAUAAUAUGAGAGCUUCAGUGGAUAAGCAAGAGAAGGAACUGCUUGAUAAUGGUGAAUAUCUUAUCAGGCCUUACCUUGAACCUUCAGAAAAGAUAAGGUUCAGGUAUAAUAGUGAACGUGUUGUGGGUCUUGAUAAGCAUGAUGGUAUAUUUCUUUUAGGUGAGCUCUGCUUAUAUGUUAUCAAAAACUUCUAUAUUGAUGACUCUGGCUGCAUAUGUGAAAAAUUAUGUGAGGAUGAACUAUCUGUGAUUGAUCAAGCUUUAGGUGUGAAAAUGGAUAUUUCAAGUAACAGCGAGUUCCAGCUAAAAUCCUCAUCAACAUGGAGCACACCAGCAAAGGCAUUUGCUGGUGGAAGAGCAUGGGCAUAUAAUGGAGGUGCUUGGGGAAAGGAGAAGGUUUGUAGCAGUAGUAACCUGCCACAUCCAUGGCGUAUGUGGAAGCUUGAUAGUAUUUAUGAACUCUUGAAAUGUGAUUACUAGCUUCGCCCUGUUGCUAUUGAGAUAUUUAGCAUGGAUGGAUGUAACGAUCUUCUGAUUUUCCACAAGAAGGAGAGAGACGAAGUCUUCAAAAACUUGAUUGCUAUGAAUCUUCCAUGGAAUUCCAUGUUGGACACAACAAUAUCUGGGUCAUCAAAACAAGAAGGCAAUGAAGGAAGCCAUAUUUUUAAGGUCAUGGCUAAGUCCUUCUUAAAGAGAUGGCAAAAUGGAGAAAUUAGCAACUUUCAAUACCUCAUGCUCCUGAACACUCUUGCUGGACGUGGCUAUAGUGAUCUUACUCAAUAUCCAGUAUUUCCCUGGGUUCUUGCAGACUAUGAGAGUGAAACUCUGGAUCUGAAAAGUCCUCAAAGUUUCCGUAAAUUUGAUAAACCAAUGGGAUCCCAAACAGCAGAGCGAGAGGAUGAAUUCAGGAAAUGAUAUGAAACCUGGGAUGACCCUGAUGUCCCAAAAUUUCACUAUGGAUUUCACUAUUCUAGUGCCGGGAUUGUUCUUUUCUAUCUCGUAAGGCUGCCACCAUUCAGUACUGAAAAUCAGAAAUUACAGGGGGGCCAGUUUGACCAUGCAGAUCGUUUGUUUAAUAGUGUAAAAGAUACAUGGUUAAGUGCAGCUGGAAAGAGUAACACAUCAGAUGUAAAGGAAAUGAUCCCCGAAUUCCUUUACAUACCUGAGUUUCUAGAGAAUCGGUUUAAUCUAGAUUUGGGCAUAAAACAAUCAGGUGAAAAGGUUGGUGACGUAGUUCUGCCCCCUUGGGCCAAAGGCAGUGCUAGAGAGUUCAUAAGGAAGCACCGGGAAGCUUUGGAAGCAGAUUAUGUUUCUGAAAAUCUGCAUUGCUGGAUAGACCUCAUCUUUGGAUAUAAGCAGAGGGGGAAGGCAGCUGAAGAAGCUAUUAAUGUUUUCUAUCACUACACAUAUGAAGGAAAUGUUGACAUAGAUUCAGUUUCAGACCCUACCAUGAAAGCCUCAAUACUGGCUCAGAUAAAUCAUUUUGGGCAGACACCUAAGCAAUUA
Molecule: messenger RNA, 8836 nt
Organism: Musa acuminata AAA Group (dessert banana)
Lineage: Eukaryota; Viridiplantae; Streptophyta; Magnoliopsida; Zingiberales; Musaceae
Product: protein SPIRRIG-like
Exons: 10
Coding region: 3398-6715 (1105 amino acids)
Source: RefSeq, a predicted model, not a curated record